Rotaria sp. Silwood2 is the source of this 636-nucleotide messenger RNA. The record is from the annotation of a GenBank genome assembly. NCBI's taxonomy places the organism in Eukaryota, Metazoa, Rotifera, Eurotatoria, Philodinida, Philodinidae.
AUGCCUUUUGCUCUUCAGAAUGUUGGUUAUACUAUUAUUUUCAAUGCUUGUGCGCAACUUUUGAAUGAUCGUGCUAAAGAUAUUGGAAGAAAAAUUCUUGAUCAAAUGCCUAAAUAUUUUCAUGAUGACAAUGUUUUACUCAAUUCAGAAAUUGAUAUGGUAAUGAAAUGUGGCGAUGUUGAAAGUGCCGAGAAGCUAUUUCAACCAAUCAAGGACAAAAAUAUUGUGACAUAUGGAGCGAUGAUGAAUGGAUAUAAUAUAAAUAAUGAACCGUUAAAAUGUUUACAACUACUAGAAGAAAUCAGACAGCAAAAUUUUAUACUCGAUGAAUUCAUAUCAAGUAUAUUGAUAAAUGCAUAUGCACAACUUGGUAUCCCAGGUCGAACAAUCCGACAGUCGGAUCUCGUCGGAUCCUAUCGGAAAAAUUAUCGCAUUCGAUGGGAAUUCAGUAACUUUAGAAAAAUGUUUUCAUUUGGAUCAUCAACAAAUAUAACAACAACAACAAGUGCUACUCCAUUUUCAUUUGGAAGUAGUUUGACAACGACUGCUCCAACAGGUGGAGCUUAUGCAAGUCCAUUUACCUUCGAUUCUGAUAUGUACGACGAGUAUAUCAGCAAUUACACCAUUUGGUGGUAG